AUGGAGUACCGUCUCGCUCCCGGUCUCGUUGUACUCAACAAGAAGUAUUUCCCGAGGAACUCUCUGACCGCAGCCCAAGUCGGUGCCAGCUCUUUCACAUUUUCAGUCCUGCGUAUCUUACGGGAUGCAAGAAUAUUGUCCGGCAUAAUACUUUAUAGUCGAGACGAAAAUUUGGAAAUCGCUCAAUGUCAAGAAGAGGAAAGCUGGGAUGGCGUGCCUGUAGUGACCGUCUCAUUCAACUUCAGAAUGGAUAAGUCUACAGUCGCCCCAUCACUUGCGAAGGCUUUCCAACUUGCGCUAGCCCGGGGGUUGAAGACACGAUCUCCUAUAGUCUACUAUCAGACUGACACGCUUCUUCAAUAUCACCCUGAUGGAUUCCGUUUCUGCGUCACACACCAUGGGCCAUUCGUCUCCCACUUUACUGAAGAAUUCUCUCCAGAGCUUGCCAAGCUUGCCUUUGGCGGCGACUCGAACAAGGUCGCCGUUCUUGACCAACAACAACAGACAGGUGUCGAACGGCUCCUCCAAGAUGGGUUGGGCACCGUGCUGGCUCACUCUGGGCUUCAGCAACGGGUACUGCAAGAUGAAGGUUUACAAGCAUCGCGAUUCAAGCGCCUUCGCCCGCCUAUUGGAGUUCCGCCUUCCGAGAGCCCCGAUAUUCUACCGGAAAAUAUGAAAAACUUUAUUUACGAAGCCGAACUUUUGCUGUUCACAGCAGUGGCACGUCUUGAUUACUUCAAAAAUGUCGAGCUUCUUGUUCAAUCUGGGCUGGAACUCCUGAGGCGAGGGAUACCAGUCAGAAUAUUGGUCGUUGGAGACCCAGAUAAUGAUAGCUAUCGCCGCGAGGCUCUCAUGGAGUCUAUCCCACCAUUGCUUCGGUCAAAAUUCCUUAUUCUCCCGAGGCUUUCCAAGGAUCACCUGUAUGCUCUCUUUGCCUCUGCCCAGCACAAUGGUAUUUUCAUUUGCCCGUCGAGGUAUGAGACACUAGGGAUCACACCUCUCGAGGCUGCAGCUAGUGGAGUCACAACUCUUAUGGCAGGUACCAGGAAUGUGGAAGCGAUCUCUUACAUGCCAGCAUGCUGCCAUGUUGCCCAGGAUACGUCUAGCAUCGCCACACGCGUACAGAUGAUUUACGAGGACGGAAUACCAGUCUGGGCAGACAUGGUCAAGAACCAUGUUCGCCCUGCCACUUCCCUCGAAGGCUUCCGGGACGAUUUGCUCAGGGCUUGGAGAGAAAUGUCACGUUACAGCAAGACCAUGCCUGCACCGGUAGCCCAGAACACUCGCUACCGAUCAGACAAGAGGAAACCCAGUAUCCCCUCAUUGUAUCUAUCCGAUACUUUCAUGGAGAUGCUGAGGCUGGUCUCUGUCUGA
Messenger RNA from Neoarthrinium moseri, 1374 nucleotides. RefSeq lists its product as uncharacterized. The record is from RefSeq and is a predicted model, not a curated record. Bases 1 to 1374 code for a protein of 457 amino acids. The transcript has a single exon. Gene Ontology annotation, molecular function: glycosyltransferase activity. NCBI's taxonomy places the organism in Eukaryota, Fungi, Ascomycota, Sordariomycetes, Amphisphaeriales, Apiosporaceae.